AUGGAAGAUCAAUGCAGUCCUCUCAAUUGGGCUUAUUACUACCAAGAUGAGGGAAUCCAUGGAAUCGAUGAAUUGAAGCAUUCUCUGCUGUAUGCUACUCUGGAGCUGGAAAGUACAGUUCUUUCUGCUAAAGAGGAGCUUGCUAGAAAAGAUGAUGAGCUUAUGGCUCUCAAAUCUCUCUUGUCCAGAACAACUAAAGAGAGAGAUGAAGCCUUGCUCAACACUGAACAACCAGUUGCUGCAAAACCAAUAUUGAGUUCCGGCACAACUACUACCACUAGCAAUGAGGAUGAGCCAAGAAGGGGUGAUUCUUAUACCGGAAUUUCCUCUUCCGAUUGCGACGAAAACGUCAUUGUUUCGCCGGCCGGUAAGGACUCUGUUUCUGCAAAAACAGAGCUUCCCCUGCUUCACCAUCAAGCUUUUACAGACUUGACUGACAAAAUUGAGCUGAAAAAGCCAUUGCCGGAAAAAGGGAAGUUCUUGCAGGCGGUAAUGGAAGCCGGGCCGCUAUUACAAACGCUUCUCUUGGCCGGACCGCUGCCUCAGUGGCAACAUCCGCCGCCGCAGCUCAGCGCAAUCGACAUUCCUCCGGUGACAAUUUCUUCUCCAAGGCCAAGGCUUCUACAACACCAGGAUUCCUGUCUUAGUACUUGCAGUACUAAAAAAAGAGUCUUUCCAAACAGUACUGAACAGUGCUGUGAUUCUUCUUCUUCACCUCGCAAUUCAAAGUACCAAAGAGUUGUUCACCAAUCAUCAUUGACCAGCAUUUAG
This is a messenger RNA of Oldenlandia corymbosa var. corymbosa, 771 nucleotides long. The record is from the annotation of a GenBank genome assembly. NCBI's taxonomy places the organism in Eukaryota, Viridiplantae, Streptophyta, Magnoliopsida, Gentianales, Rubiaceae.